Molecule: messenger RNA, 3142 nt
Organism: Platichthys flesus (European flounder)
Lineage: Eukaryota; Metazoa; Chordata; Actinopteri; Pleuronectiformes; Pleuronectidae
Gene: gabra4
Product: gamma-aminobutyric acid type A receptor subunit alpha4
Exons: 9
Coding region: 110-1783 (557 amino acids)
Biological process (GO): gamma-aminobutyric acid signaling pathway; monoatomic ion transmembrane transport; nervous system process
Cellular component (GO): dendrite membrane; postsynapse; neuron projection
Molecular function (GO): benzodiazepine receptor activity; GABA-A receptor activity; GABA-gated chloride ion channel activity
Source: RefSeq, a predicted model, not a curated record
GCCGCUCUGCCCUCGGUGGGGUCGCCGCCUGACUCCCUCUUCUCCCCGGGACACAUGCAGGCAGCUGGCGCGGUGAGAUGUGAAGAGGCUUGAAGUAUGGCAUGCAAACAUGGUGUCUGCCAAGAAGAAGGAGAUGUUGACAGCAGCGACGCGUCCCGCUUUUAUUCGGACCCUCUUCUACUUUUUCUGUUUGGCGACUUGUGUAAAGAAAGGCUCUGGUCAGACCAAGAAGGAUGAAAGGAUCUAUCCGGAGAAUUUUACGCGCAUUUUAGACCGACUUCUGGACGGAUACGACAACAGGCUUCGACCUGGGUUUGGAGGUCCUGUGACUGAAGUCAAGACAGAUAUUUAUGUGACAAGUUUUGGGCCUGUGUCAGAUGUUGAAAUGGAGUACACAAUGGACGUGUUCUUCCGUCAGACGUGGGUCGACCGGAGGUUGAGGUAUGAGGGCCCGAUUGAGAUUUUAAGGCUCAACAACCUGAUGGUGAACAAUGUGUGGACACCAGACACGUUCUUCAGGAACGGCAAGAGAUCAGUUGCUCACAACAUGACGGCUCCCAACAAGCUCUUCCGCAUCAUGAAGAAUGGCACCAUCCUCUACACCAUGAGGUUGACGAUCAAUGCCGAGUGUCCCAUGAAGCUCGUGGACUUCCCCAUGGAUGGACACGCAUGCCCGCUCAAGUUUGGAAGUUAUGCCUAUCCCAAAACGGAGAUGAUCUAUACUUGGACCAAAGGGCCUCAGCAUUCGGUGGAGGUCCCCCCCGAGUCCUCCAGCCUCGUUCAGUAUGAUCUCAUCGGACAGACGGUCUCCAGUGAAACCAUCAAAUCCAUCACUGGUGAAUACGUGGUGAUGACGGUGUACUUCCACUUGAAACGCAAAAUGGGCUACUUCAUGAUUCAGACGUAUAUCCCCUGCAUAAUGACAGUAAUCCUCUCCCAAGUGUCCUUCUGGAUAAAUAAAGAAUCAGUCCCGGCACGCACAGUCUUCGGCAUCACCACUGUCCUGACCAUGACGACACUCAGCAUCAGCGCUCGCCACUCCCUUCCCAAGGUCUCCUACGCCACCGCCAUGGACUGGUUCAUCGCUGUCUGCUUUGCCUUCGUCUUCUCUGCCCUAAUUGAGUUUGCUGCUGUAAACUACUUCACCCAAACACAGAUUGAGCGGGCCAAAAAGAAGCCGGCCAAAUGUCCCCCGGUUCCGCAAACCACGCCUGUCAAGGUCAAGGACACCGAGGAAGUGCUGCAGCUAAACCCUGACACCAACGGCAACCUGAGAAAGCGGAUGCAUUACAUUGCCCACCUAGAGGCAUGCAGUCACCAGAGAGCCCAGUCCACCACCAGCAUUUCAGGAGUGGGAAGAGCCAGACCUCAGCGACCUUUAGCCAGUGGCGCCAACGGCAGCUCCUCCACCCUCUCCCGCUCCAGCCCCAAGUCUGAGAGCCUGCUAAGCGUGGCGUCCUCCUCGGCCCAGCUGGUGAAGAGUACGCCGCAGGCUGCUGCUUCCACGCCAGACGUGAUGGCGGGGACCCCGUGCAAACAGAAAACCAGCUCAACGUCACUGCAGCAUCUGCUGGUCCCCAAGCUGGAGCGCAUCCAGAUGAUGGGGAACAAGCUGGAGCCGAAGCAGACACCGUGCUCCCAGCCCACCACCGCUGGCAUGGGUGGAACCAGCAAAAUUGACAAGUACGCAAGGAUCCUGUUCCCGGUGUCAUUUGGGGCGUUUAACAUGGUCUACUGGGUCGUUUACUUAUCAAAGGACACAGUGGUGCAUAAAGGUGGUUAAAUUUUGCUCUGGAAACAAGACUGAAGGUUGUUUCUUACCGAAUGGAAAGCGUAUAAGGAUUAUACUAGAGGAAACUGUUGUUCUCGCCAAACAGAUCAAGAAAAUGUGCUCGCCAGGCUCUUCCAUAUCCUAGAGAACGAACUCUGAAUACAUUUAUAUUUUUCUUCUGAAGGUCCUCGAGCAUGGGAGCAAGCAAACCAAAUUAGAAAUAUCUGACUCCACACGACUGAGAGCACCUGCACACCGGAAUAUGCUACUGUCCUCUUUAUAUUACACCAUGCCACGUGUGACUGCAAAGGUUUUCAUUGGACUCAACUGCCUCAUGAUCCCUGUUGGCCUGCAGUCAAGAUAAAGCAACGGAUGGAUUUUUUUCAUUUUCCUAUUUUUGUACCCUGCACCUGGCAAGAUGUGUGUGUGCCACUAUCCUGAAGUGAACUGCAACAGCGCUGUGUAAAUAUACACAUUUAUUAGUAUAAAUGGAUUCAUAUUUCAUGAUUGCUGUGUGCCACAGUGUCACUAUUUUAACUUGUUGCUUUUUGCCAGCAGGCUAGACGAUGCUUCAUUUUAUUUUUAGAUAUAAAGAGCACACAGGGACUCAAGGUUUCCAGGGACUCUCUGUUUAGACAAGAAGUCUCUUAAUUCCUGAAUCGUGGCCAGAUGACGGUCAAAGUCAAAUGAAACAGACGAGUGUUUGUCAGAAUUAAAGUCGUCUAGGCUGAGUGGAGCUUUGGACCCGAUCAGCCAUGAAAAGCCUCUCUUGUACUGUACCGACUUGCAAAGCAUCUAUCUAUAUAAAAUGGAUUACCUAAUCUGGAAAUACUGAAGAUGAGUUUUUUAGGAUUGGUCUGGCAGAAAGUAGUAAAGACAAGUUAUUAAUUCAUGUAACAGUAGGAUUUAAGCUUCUUUCCUGCCAUAAUGGAAAAGCCAAAUAGUAGACAGAGAUUGUGUGAGUGGUUAAAUACAGCCAUCGGCUGAACAAACAGAGGGAACGGAGAGUAAAACCAUCAGUCAGCAGAUAAACUGUGAGGUGAAUGUGUGUUUAGGGACAUUCUGGUUUGUAAAAUAAAAGACUGGGGCUCUCAACUGUUCUACGGAAGCUCUGCUGUGAUCCACCUUCUUAAAAUGAGUCCAUCAGAUUUGAGAAAGAAUCUGCUUUAGUUGUUUCUAUAGUCAUUCAGUUUAAACAAAUCUAACAUUAUUUCCCAGCACUUCCUUUCAUGUUCUGGAAAAUUCUCAUCUAGUCCUCCAUAAGGUCUAUGAUGCAGAGUCAUCAUGAAAGCUGCACUGCGGCUUGAUCACAUCAGACACAUUUUGAAGGUUGAGCAUAUGAGAGAGCAUCAUCAUGUGAGGAGUCUUAAG